UUCAUUCAUUAUCCAUUAUGGGCUUGGCUCCCGUUUCCUUGGCCGUCGCGGGGCUUGCGCGGGGAGGGGUGAUCAAGCCUCGCAUUUCCCAUUCAUUCGGCUCUCCAUCGUCCAACCUUGCUGCCCCUCACCUACCCUCCCCUCUUGGCGACCGCAGCCCGCGUCUCUUCUACCCUCUUCUUUGCUUCCCCGACUGCGUCUCACCCCUACAUUCCCACAACUGGCGCCCCUAAAGCUUUGUAUUCCACAGCCCCUACCCGCGGGUCACAGACAUCAUGAGCCUGCCCCCCCCCCUAGACAGUCGCCACCAUGUUCAUGGCAUACCUCCCUCCGUCGGUUUACUCACCAACGCGCGGACCACAGGGCAAAGUCGCCGAGCUGCGCUACGAGCUGAAUAGCGGCGGCAAGAAGGACAAGCACUUCACCGCGAAGAAGAUUGCCCUCAAGAAGAUUGUCGCCAACAUGACUAUGAGCAACAACGACAUGGUUGCUCUCUUCCCAGACAUUGUCGGCUGCAUGAACAUACCCAACCUCGAGAUCAAGAAGAUGUGCUUCCUCUACCUUGUCAACUACGCAAGGAUGCGCCCCGAGGUCGCGGUCAAAGCGAUCCCGGUUCUGGAACAUGACAUGGAGGACCCCAACCCCCUUGUGCGAGCGCUUGCGCUACGCACAAUGUCCUACAUUCAUGUUCGAGAGUUUGUCGAGGCCACCGUGCCAAUCGUCAGACACCUCAUCCGCGAUCCGGACCCGUACGUGCGUAAGACGGCAGCGUACUGCGUGGCCAAGCUGUACGACCACGACAGGCACAUGGUGGAGAAGUCGGACCUCAUCGACCGGUUGAACGGCCUGCUGCGCGACGACAACCCGACCGUGGUCGCGAGUGCCCUGGCUAGCUUGAUGGACAUCUGGGAGAGGAGUGACGCCAUCAAGCUCACCAUCGACUACAGCAAUGCCUCCAAAAUGGUGGCCAUCUUGCCGGACUGCUCAGAAUGGGGCCAGACAUACAUCCUAGAGGCCCUCAUGUGCUACGUACCGCAAGAGUCGGGAGAAGCCUCGCUGCUGGCCGAGCGCAUCGCCCCGCGGCUCUCGCACUCCAAUUCGUCUGUCGUCCUCACGUGCAUACGCGUGAUCCUCUACCUGAUGAACUACAUUGCCGAUCAGAAACAGAUCACCGCUCUGUGCCGGAAGCUCUCGCCACCGCUGGUGACGCUGCUGGCCAAGGGGCCCGAGGUGCAGUAUCUGGCCCUCCGGAACGCCUUGCUCAUCCUUCAGCGGCGGCCCGAGGUGCUCCGGAACGACAUCCGGGUCUUCUUCUGCAAGUACAACGAUCCCAUCUACGUCAAGGUUACAAAGCUCGAGCUCAUCUUCAUGCUCGCCAACGAGAAGAACAUUGACGAAGUCUUGACCGAACUCCGCGAGUAUGCCACCGAGAUCGACGUCCACUUUGUCCGGAAAGCCGUCCGCGCCAUCGGCAAGCUGGCGAUCAAAAUUGAGCCCGCCGCCAGGCGGUGCAUCAACCUCCUCCUCGAGCUUGUCGCCACAAAGGUCACAUACAUCGUGCAGGAGGCGACGGUAGUGAUCCGCAAUAUCUUCCGCAAGUACCCCAACCAGUACGAGAGCAUCAUCGGCACGCUCUGCGAGCACCUCGACUCGCUCGACGAGCCCGAAGCAAAGGCGGCCAUGGUCUGGGUCAUCGGCCAGUACGCGAGCCGCAUCGAGAACUCGGACGUCCUUCUCGAGGACUUCCUCUUCUCCUUCGCCGAGGAGCCCGUCGAGGUCCAGCUCGCCCUGCUGACCGCCACCGUCAAGCUCUUCAUCCAGCGCCCCACAAAGGGCCAGGAGCUCGUUCCCAAGGUCCUGAAGUGGGCCACCGAGGAGACCGACAACCCGGACCUCCGCGACCGCGCCUACAUGUACUGGCGCCUGCUCUCCACCGACAUGGAGGCGGCCAAGCGCAUCGUCAUGGGCGAGAAGCCAGCCAUCACGGCCGAGUCGGAGCGCCUCGACCCGGCCACGCUCGAGGAGAUGUGCCUCAACGUCGGCACGCUCGCCACCGUCUACCUCAAGCCCGUCCAGACCGUCUUCCGCAACGCCCGCCCCCGCCGCCUGCAGGACUCGCCCGCGCUGCAGCGCGAGGAUCUCGCCCUCCCCAUCGGCCUCCGCUCCGACGCCAACAAGAGCCUCAGCCAGCUGGGCAUGGGCGGGCAGCCGGCCGUGUUUGACCCGCGCACCGAUAGAAACUACAACCCGCAGAUGCAACAACAACACCAGCAGCAGCAGCAGCAACAACAACAACAACAGCAACAGCAACAGCAACAGCAACAACAGCAGCAGCAAAACGGGGACGGAAGCGCCAAUCUCGCACAGGCGGUGAGUGACGCCGACGCGUACUUUGCCUCGCAGACGCGCUGGAUGCAGAUCCAUGAGCAGGGCGACAGCUUCGGCGGGAACGGCGGCGAGGCGGCCGGGUACGUCGUGAACCAGUACGCGCCGCAGACCGUCUAUCAGCCAGCGCAAGCGGUGGCGAACAACGGGGAUUUGUUGCUGUAAGAGGUUGACUGCCUGUCUGUCUGUUAAUGGUAAGGGAAGUAAUGUUUUUUGUAAUCGAGCUGGCUUGCCUGGGGCAUGUGGAGAGGAAUCAUUGUGUAAGAUAUACUUGCGGGGCUGUGGCGGUGCCAGGGAUAGUAGGAGUGCCAUCCCUCGAUCUCGCAUAUCCGGCCGCAGACACUCGCGAUGUUGGCUAUCAAAAAGGUCGGUAUAGGUAUGCUUGGUUUACAUUUAGGGCAUGACGCACUCACCCUGCAUGUAAGAUGGUACUCUGCAGGAACAUAAAGCAGGGACGUUAAACUCCAUGUGUUAUUGCCAGCCCAUCAUUUCAAUUCGCCAUUAAUUAGUCUCCAUUGCCUUAAACUCUCGACCUGCCCCUGCAUUCAUAAUGUCAUAAUAAGCGGGAU
Thermothelomyces thermophilus ATCC 42464 is the source of this 2954-nucleotide messenger RNA. RefSeq lists its product as uncharacterized. Lineage: Eukaryota; Fungi; Ascomycota; Sordariomycetes; Sordariales; Chaetomiaceae. Gene Ontology annotation, molecular function: clathrin binding. The coding region runs from base 310 to 2550 and encodes 746 amino acids. The transcript is spliced from 4 exons. The record is from RefSeq and is a predicted model, not a curated record. Gene Ontology annotation, cellular component: membrane coat. Gene Ontology annotation, biological process: intracellular protein transport; vesicle-mediated transport.